AUGUUUUCCUUCACCCGCAUGAUCUCUUCCGUCUACAUCGCGCUGGCACUGGCUUCUGUGACCAGUGUCAUUGCUGUCCCCGUUGCCAACGACGGCUCGCAUCUCGAGGCGCGCGCCGUGAAAGCCCCCAGCCCGGCGUUUGUCAUAUACACGGACAAGUUCGUGUCUGCAGAUGUGCUGCCCCCGGCUUCCCAGCUCGCCGGUUGGAACGUCGUCGCCCUCUCGUUCCUCACCUUGAAGGGCCCUGCCGACCAGGCGGCGGCAUACGCUGCUCUCCCGGCCGCAAAGCGCACGUCCACAAAGGCCGCAUACAAGAAAGCCGGCAUCAACAUCAUCGUGUCCGCGUUCGGCGAGACGGACAAGCCCACCACGUCCGGGGCCGACCCGACCUCCACCGCGAACACGAUGGCGCAGUUCGUGCUCACGAACCAGCUCGACGGGAUCGACGUCGACUACGAGGACCUGGACGCGAUGAACAAGGGAGACGGGAAGGCGGAGGCGUGGGUGUCUACGUUCACGACGACGCUGCGCAAGAAGCUGCCGAAGGGCCAGUUCAUCCUGAGCCAUGCGCCGCUCGCGCCGUGGCUGUCCCCGAACGCGCAGUUUAAGGCUGGGGCGUACCUGACUGUGAACAAGAACGUUGGGUCGCUGAUCGACUGGUACAACAUCCAGUUUUACAACCAGGGCCUCUACACCGACUGUGAGGGCCUGAUUAACAAGUCCGGCUCGCCCUUCCUCAAAUCAUCGCUCUUCGAGAUCGCGGCCAACGGCGUCGACCUGAAGAAGCUCGUCAUCGGCAAGCCUGGCAGCGCCGCCGACGCCACCAACGGUUUCAUCGCUCCUGCGACGCUCGGCACGUGCGUCGACCAGGCGCACGCUAAGGGAUGGAGUGCCGGUAUCAUGGCGUUCGAGUUCCCCGAGGCGGACGCUGCCUGGAUCAAGGCCGCCAAGGGCAAGUCCUUCAAGUAGGCGACACUGGUUCUCGGUCUUAUCUUCGAUGCCUGCUCUGCCAGUGCGAUGACGAACAAGAUGACCUUUGACGGAGGAAGACAGCACGAUCACGCGGAAAGGGAAUUUACGACUUCUUAUGAUAUACUAUAGUUAUGUGCGACGAUUGCAACAUGAUGAAUCUAUCUGGGGUCAACACGCG
This is a messenger RNA of Trametes versicolor FP-101664 SS1, 1150 nucleotides long. Its product is annotated as glycoside hydrolase. The record is from RefSeq and is a predicted model, not a curated record. The transcript is spliced from 4 exons. The coding region runs from base 1 to 969 and encodes 322 amino acids. NCBI's taxonomy places the organism in Eukaryota, Fungi, Basidiomycota, Agaricomycetes, Polyporales, Polyporaceae. Gene Ontology annotation, biological process: carbohydrate metabolic process.